AUGGGCCAGGGCCUGCCAACGCUCCUGGUGGCCAUGCUCGGCCGGGAUGAGGAAGCCCUGCUGAGGAAGCACCUGCCGGCCUGGAAGCAGGUGGGCGAUGCCUUCCUCCUCGGCCUGGAUGCACGCACGCAGGACGACUCCGCGGGCGCCGCGAGGUCAGUUCUAGAAGCAAAGCCGCUCCAGGUCUAUCAUUUCGAUUUCGACGGCUUUGGCGCCGCCAAGAGCAGGCUAUUGCAGGAGUCGCACGCACGGUUCCCGGACAUGACGUACGUCUUGCUUGUGGAGCCGGACAUGCGUCCGAAGGUGGAGACCUUCUCGCGCGAGCCGCUGAAAGACAAGGAGCCGGUCUAUGCCAUCCGCCGCGGCGGCAAAGAAUCCCUAGGCGAACGGCUGACGGACUGCGUCUUCCGCAAUGACGGUCGCUGGUACUUUCGGUUCCGGGUCCACGAGACCCCAGUGUACCGGAACUCUGAGAAGCAGGGCCUGCCGGAGCAAAUCAAGGAUACGGGCUGGUCGGUGGUGGAAAUCGAAGGAAGCGCAAGGGACGCGGCCUCGCGUCAGCACAGGAUACGAGAAGAGCUGCGGCUUGUGCGGCUGGAUCUCCAAGAUCAUCCCGGGCACCCGCGGCUGCUGUACUACCUGGGCGUCUUGCAAUAUGACCUUGCAGUGGAGAUCAAGGCAGCAGGCGCUACGAGCCUGGAGGACGUCCGGGAGCUGGCGACCAAG
Messenger RNA from Symbiodinium natans, 726 nucleotides. Lineage: Eukaryota; Dinophyceae; Suessiales; Symbiodiniaceae. The record is from the annotation of a GenBank genome assembly.